Truncatella angustata is the source of this 538-nucleotide messenger RNA. RefSeq lists its product as uncharacterized. The transcript is spliced from 2 exons. The record is from RefSeq and is a predicted model, not a curated record. Lineage: Eukaryota; Fungi; Ascomycota; Sordariomycetes; Amphisphaeriales; Sporocadaceae. Bases 199 to 399 code for a protein of 66 amino acids.
CCAACGAGCAGACUCAAUCCAAGCGAAUCAAAACAGUAUGGCAAAGGACGAUGCCUGCAAACACCGUUAUCAGCAUGUCGGAUCCCGACGUUCAUGCCGACGAGCCAAGAUCCAAGAUCCGGCCCAGAGAUAUCCCGACUUGAUAGAUGGCUUCAACAGACCUGACGUAGACAAGUAUCAUAUGACGUCUAGCAAGGAAUGAGGAUCUGUUCUAGAAUUGAGCUCGUGCGGGUCGAGUCUCGGCUGAUACUGGCAUUCGUCUUCCGGUGUCCUGGGGUGACUGUAUCCGAAGAUUUGAAGACACCUGAUGAUGAAAUAAUAUCCUACUACGAAAGCGUUAGACCAAAUUCUUCAAAUUGUGUGCAUUGUCUGUCUGUGGAAGUCAAACAAGUCUCUUGACAUGUAGGUGGUACAGAGCAGGAGGCAUAACAACCACGGAAUACUCUGUAAAAAUUUUUUAACAGUUUGUCUUCAAGACAUCUCUCGCACCUCCUUUCUCGCCAAACAUUGCCCGCAAAUCACCAAUGAUAGCUUCUGG